Messenger RNA from Ogataea philodendri, 777 nucleotides. RefSeq lists its product as uncharacterized. NCBI's taxonomy places the organism in Eukaryota, Fungi, Ascomycota, Pichiomycetes, Pichiales, Pichiaceae. The coding region runs from base 1 to 777 and encodes 258 amino acids. The record is from RefSeq and is a predicted model, not a curated record. Gene Ontology annotation, biological process: protein import into mitochondrial matrix. Gene Ontology annotation, cellular component: TIM23 mitochondrial import inner membrane translocase complex. The transcript has a single exon.
AUGUUGUCUCGUCACUGUGUCCUUGGAAUACGCCAGCUUUCGCGCGCAGGCGCCAGACCGUUGCUUGCCGCACCGAAAGUGUCCUUUGAAGCCCUUAGAUACCAUUCCCACAGCCAUCAAGAUCACACGCAUUCUCACUCCCACUCUCACUCCCACACCCAUUCCCACGCUUCUCAGCCCCAGGACCCGGCCGCUCCCAAGGCAAAGAAGCCAAAGACCUCCGUUUUCCGUCUGAUUGCUCGCGGGUCGAAGUUCAUGGUCUCGUCGUCAAUUGUGCUAGUCGCUCUUGGUCUUUCUUCUGUUUCAUUGUACCUAGUCUUCAGCGAGCUAUUCUCACCUUCUGGUGAGACCUCGACUUUCAACAGAGUUGUGUCGAUGAUCGAGAAGAACGAGGAGGCCUUGAAAUUGCUCGGUUACUCCAAAGAGGAAAUCGACGGUGGAAAGCACAUCAGAUUGAAGGCUUACGGUAACACUCCAAACGACAAGUGGACCAGAAACAGACCAAUCCAAGCAACCAAGUUCAUUGCCAAGGACAAGAAGGAACACAUGCUGAUGAGAUUCUUUGUGGAAAGCGACUAUAAGAUUGCCGUUGUGCAGCUCGAAGCCUUGGAGGAAAAUUUCGUUGAGCAGGAGCUUUUGUACGUGUCGAUGGAUGUCAAGGGAGAAAAGCGGUUCUACCUCGUUGGUGGUCCGAAAUCAUCCUCUGCGCAUAAAAGACUCGGUCUUAUGGGAGAGUCGGGCUUUUUGGGUGUCAAGUGGGGAAACAAGAAGGAAUGA